This is a messenger RNA of Penicillium malachiteum, 1518 nucleotides long. RefSeq names its product glycosyltransferase family 69 protein. The coding region runs from base 1 to 1518 and encodes 505 amino acids. Lineage: Eukaryota; Fungi; Ascomycota; Eurotiomycetes; Eurotiales; Aspergillaceae. The record is from RefSeq and is a predicted model, not a curated record. The transcript has a single exon.
AUGAUGAGGCCGAAAUGGUACCAGGCCAUUGUGGGAGGAAUCAUCUUGACCUUGGGGUUACUGUUCCUGGGAUCUCGGCUUUACGCGCAUUUCAGUCGCUGGAAUAACGAUCUCGGAAUAACAAUCUUCGACGGCCAUCUACCCCCAGUACCUCAAUACCAAGAUACCGACACUGCCUCACAAAACCCCUCCACUUCCGAUCCGGAAAUAUCGAAACCGUUACAAGAUUCAUCACAGGAGGAUAUAGUCGACAAGCCCUCGGCGCCAAGGCCCACCCCGACGGGACCUACGGGUGAAUGGAGCUUAGCUUGGAAUAAUAAGAACACAUGGCCGGACUGGUUGAAUGCAUCGCCAACUCCGAACGGGGCCAGCAAAAGCCUGCCGACACAUUCUAUAUCGCACGAGGAGCUUUACAGAUAUGUUCAUUCCAUCAUGCAUUUUAAUGACGAAUGGCCAUUCGAGCGCGUAUCUUGUCCCUCGGGUAUGGGCUCCAGAUAUGAGAAGUUAAAGAGCGAUGCGGACGGCAGCGGCAAGGCGCGAUACUUCUUUGCAUUGAAUCUCUUGGACGCAGCCGACGCCCUCCCUCGAUUGAUGAGUACCAUAAUUGAGACUAUAAAGUAUUUGGGACCCGAGCGUUGUGCGAUCUCCAUCGUCGAUGGAGGAUCUCUGGACGGAACUUUGGAAAUCCUCACUGUGAUAAAAUCGAGGGUUGAUGAUUUGGGAGCGCAGUUCUUCCUUGCGACCAGCAGGGGCAGCUCAGAUGAUGCCCAGUCGGGCCAAAAUGCAACACUUGCAGACCUCCGCAACCAGGUCCUCGAACCACUGAAAGCUAAAGAUGUGGAACCACACGCUCUGUCAAGUGUGUAUUCAUCCGACACUGUGGUUAUUUUCCUGGAUGAUAUCGCCGUGUGUCCUGAGGACAUACUUGAAUUGGUCUUUCAGCAUGUUAAUCAAGGUGCUCAGAUGACAUGCGCAUUUGAUUGGGUUCUCAAUGGGACUGUGUUCCACGACGUCUGGGAAUCGCGAUCACUGGCCGGUAAUACCUUCUUUGAGGUUCCGCACGAUGGCUCAUUGACACAUAGUAAAGAUAUGUUCUUUGAUGACCCACCCAAUAAGCGGCGUUAUAAAAAGUCCCAGCCCUUGCAGGUGUACUCAUGUUGGGGCGGUAUGGUGACAUUGAAUGCCACGUCAUUUGCUGAAGACACCUUGAAGUUCCGAUCGACAGAGCAGACCGAUUCUGAUUGUUAUAUGGGCGAGUCAAUGUUGCUGGCCAAGGAUUUGUUUAGUCAAGGGCUUGGCAAAAUUCUAGCUGUGCCUUCGGUGAACGUGGCCUACUCGGAUGAUGAGGCUACUAAAACGAAACAAACCAGGGGAUAUGUCAGUGAUCAUAUCAAAAAUGACAAUCCAGAACUGGAUACAAAGGAAUUUGUUCAAUGGAAACAGGAUCCACCUGAGCUGGUCAAAUGUCUUCCCCUUUCUGAACAAGUAGCCUGGACUGAGUGGAUCCACUCUGUUUGA